GGGGCGGUCAGAGAUCGCUGCGCCAUCCGGCGUAUCGUUCAGCUGAGCUCCGCGUCGGCCAGCACAGCCCAGCACAGCCAUGCCGCUGCCCCGCGUCUGGCCGGUGUUCCGCGCCGCCCUGCUGCUCGGCCUCCUCCUGCAAGCCGCCGCCGCCGAGUCGGUGAGAGAAACAGAGACCAUGGACGCCCGAUGGCUUGACUACCCUGCCUCCGGAGACUUGCCAGAUGAUGAAGACGUUGGCGGAUUCAGGCCUCACUUAACUUCUGAUGAGUUAGAUAUAGAUGAGACAUCUGGGUCUGGAGACUACUCAGACUCUGAAGAUGCCAUAUAUCUGACUACCACGGAUACUCCUGUGAUAUCUGACAACUAUAUCCCUGGAGAUACUGAGAGAAAGAUAGAAGGUGAGAAGAAAAACACAAUGGUGGACAAUGAAAUCAUUCCAGACAAAGCUGUACCUGUUGAAGAGAACCUGUCCAACAAGAUCUCCAUGGCAAGCACAGCCAACAGCAGCAUCUUUGAAAGAACAGAAGUCCUUACAGCUCUCAUUGCAGGAGGGGCGGUGGGCCUCCUGUUUGCCGUCUUCCUGAUCCUCCUCUUAAUCUAUCGCAUGAAGAAAAAGGACGAAGGCAGUUACGACCUCGGGAAGAAACCGAUCUACAAGAAGGCCCCUACAAAUGAGUUCUAUGCUUAAAGCUCAGCAGCACCUUAUGCCCAUCAAGGGACAAACAGACUGUAUGGAAACACUGUGCUCUCAGAUGAGAUGUGCUGAACGAAUGCUUUUUUUGGAUUGAAUUUCAAAGUGACUUCAAGAAAAAACAAACUUCCUACGUGACCCUUCCCAUCCCACUCAGCUAACAAGGGCCCAAUGAAAUACAAAGAGUCUGAAAAAAACCCACAAAAACCCCAAAACAAACCACCUCGGUGUAUUUUUUCUUUUUCCUAAAGCUAGUGUAAAAUGAAUAAAGAUGCCAAAUUCUCUGCUUGGUUUUAUAGAGGGUAUAUAAGCACAAAACAGACUGUAUGGAAGCAAACACCGUGUGUUUGCAUCCGGUGUGCCGUGCUCAGAUUGGCUGCUUCUGUAGAAGAUGGCUUUAUUUUUUAUAAACCUUGCUAAUAGACGUCUUCCAGCAGGCUGUUGAUGUGAAGCAUUUUUGUGGAGAACUAUUUAUGAAUCUCUUACACUACAGAUAAUGUUGCCUUAUCAGGGAGUAAAAGGCCCAUAGGGGCUCAAAAUCCCUGAAUGCCGUAAAGGGCCUAUGGGAACAGCUUCCCCAGGAGACUUCUGUCUCUUCCUGUCGGCCCCAGGCAAGGGUCGUUAAUCCAUGAAAUCAGGACAGCCCAAACGUUUGGUUUGGCUAUGACGACACCCUUUCCUUGCCUUCAGUCUCUUACCUGUUUUUAAGGAUUGCUUGUAGGAUUUUUUUAUAACAAAAUUUUAAAGAAAAUAGCCUAAUGUUUAUAUAAAGUUUGUAGAAAUUGUUUUGAAAUAAUAAAAAAAAUCUACUUUUUUAAUUUCCUCAGAUUUAUUUUUUUCAAUCCCUUUGUGUUUCCUUUGGCCGGGCAUUUCUCUAGAGAUGUUGUUUUAUAUGAUUCAUAUUCUGAACUGAAGCAGAGUUAGCUACAGUGUGUUACAGGUUUCUUCUAUAGCAGCUACUGUAGAGGGUAAAGAUAUUUAUGUUUUUCCCAUAACUUUUUUAGGAUUUGGGGGUUGUUUUAUUUUUUUUUUUUUAAAUAGAAUUAUUUAUAGUUUCUGAAAUGGCUGCUCUUCUCAUUUGGUAACUUUUAUCCUUUUUAUGUAAAACACUAAUGCAAUGAGUCUCUGUGAAAACUAUUUAAGCUUUAUUCUAUGAAUUUUAAUUAUAAAUUCAAGGCAAUAACUUCUAGGAUUAAUCUGUAUGCAAAAUUGGAUUCAUUAUAUGAUUAAAGUAGGGAAAAGACGAGUAUUUCUAGGCUGUAAUAUAAUCAGUCUUAUAGAGCUAUGUAUUAUAUAUUUUGCUGAGAAAUAUACGGUUAAGAGUGAAAGGGCUGGAGUUAAUUCUUCAGCAGCCUUACUGUAAGAUCUCCGUCAUUACUGUGUCUUGUCAAUGGGCUCGUGCUGGGGAAGGCAGCUGGGAGCAGCCUGAGCCCCGGGGCCACGUCGCCGUGUCCCGGCCGCGCCUGGAAGCGGGCUGCAGUCCUUCAUGUGCCGGGUUUGAUCCCUGAGUUGGAACAGGGAUCCCCAGCUGGAGUUGCUCUUGGAAGCAAGCGCUGGAAGCUCGCAUUACAGAGAAAAUAACUUCUUGUUUGGGGGGCUGGCUGCCUGCAGAGUCCCCUGCGGUACUGUGCCGGGUUCUUGCCUCUUGGAGAAGGCUGGCUGCGGUCUGACUGGUGCCUUGGCGGCAUCUCCUAGCUGGGGGCACUGAGCUUUUGUAGACACCUGGCUCUGAACCUUCUUUGGUGGGUCUUUCUUAAUAUAUCAUGUACAUAGCUCCUACCUCUACUGAGAAUUAGACCAAUUUGCCCAGUGCUCCUAGAACGAAGGGUAACAUGCGUGUCCGAUGCCUCUGUUUCAGGAAGGCGUUACGGAACUUUGUGCAAGUCGUGUCCUGCAGCCCUGUGAAUCUGGUGUGGUUUAAGACGAAAUCUGAGUGUGGGUCCCCAAACUGAGCAACCGAGUAGGCAGCACAAAACCGGACGGUUGCAAAGGCUGUUUAGAAAUCUCACUGACUCCUGAAGCCUCCUUACCGAGGCUUUGUUGUAGGCUUGAGGCCCAAUUCGUAGAGGCGAUAGAACAAAGAAAUUCAGCUUCAGCUGAUGAGCUGCUUCUCAGAGCUAGGCAGGCGAACUGUGUAUUGAGACAUCGGUGCGAGAGGACUUUUCCCAAGGCUGCUCUUCCAGGUUGACUCACUCACUUGGUCCCAGUACAAGUGUGUUCGGGAAAACACUGGGCUCUGGGAGGCUCUAAAAACUGCACAGAGUUCACUGUAGGCUGGGAAGGAGAGGGAGGAUUUUACUGCCUAUGGACAGCACUACCAGGAAGGCAGGAGCAGUGUGUGCUUCUUGGGAUAUUUAGAAUCUCUUGUGUAAUUGCUCUUGGGGAUUUUCCACUGUUACUGAUUUAUUCCCCACCCCCCCAAAUAAACUGGUACUUGCUAAAA
Messenger RNA from Grus americana (Whooping crane), 3137 nucleotides. RefSeq names its product syndecan 4 (gene SDC4). Gene Ontology annotation, biological process: cell migration. The transcript has 5 exons. Gene Ontology annotation, cellular component: membrane; cell surface. The record is from RefSeq and is a predicted model, not a curated record. The coding region runs from base 80 to 691 and encodes 203 amino acids. Lineage: Eukaryota; Metazoa; Chordata; Aves; Gruiformes; Gruidae.